This is a messenger RNA of Salmo salar (Atlantic salmon), 8114 nucleotides long. The record is from RefSeq and is a predicted model, not a curated record. NCBI's taxonomy places the organism in Eukaryota, Metazoa, Chordata, Actinopteri, Salmoniformes, Salmonidae.
CGAGUGAAAUGACAGCUCUCUCCUCGGUCUCUGUGGAAAUCGACACAGUUGGUGAUUUCUGGCAACUUCAAAAUGGAAAGGAAUAAAAACAUUACCUAGAUAUUUGCAUGGAAUGUAAUGACUAUAUAUAUAUAUAUAUAUUGUUUCUGAAAUAUUAAUGUUUUUUGUUGUAGUAUCCGGUUAAUGUUAUUUGGGUUGUCAGCGUUUUUUAGGGAGCUUUUUGUUUUGUUAUAAAGCUAGCAGCAAGCUAACUGUUAGCUUUUACGAGAAGGCCAGACUUUUCUUUAUUUGCUGUCAUAAUUCGCAUGAACUAGUUAACUACCUUUUUAUUUUAUUUUACACAGGGAAUAAAUUAGGUCUACAUAUCGUCGUGCUUGCUCUGUUUGUUUACACUUGUUUAUUUUCAAACUCUUGAUUCUCUUACGUGACCGCAUUUUAUUUUUUUAGGUUUGUUUUUGAGGGGGACAAUAAGGAGGCAAGUAACGUUUACUUGUUACUAGUCUUAGUUUCCUACCUUGGCUUCGGACACCUUUGUGUUUUAUCUUCUGUAUUGAAGUAUCUGGUGAAAGGGAACAUUUUCCACCAUGCUUGUGGAAGGUGGUGUGUUGCUUUGGGCCAGUUUCCACGGUCCAAAACUGUAAAAAACAAGGGACUUGACGACUCAACAAUCAUCAGCUGUUUCACCUGGACGUGUUGGAUACCAACGUUAAAACGACAUCAACUCAACUACUUCACUUAACUUGCUCUGUUCCAUUUGACAGCUUAUCACCCUCCUUCCCUUUAUAUAUGAUCAGUUUUGUGUCUGGGACAUUUUAGUUAACAUUUGUUCCUUUUUCGUUUCCAUCAUGUCUUGUGUUCAUUAUAAAUUCUCAUCUAAACUCAACUACGACACGGUCACUUUCGACGGUGUGAACAUCACUUUAUCCGAUCUGAAACGACAGAUUAUGGGUCGGGAGAGACUCAAAGCUGUCGACUGCGGACUACAAAUCACCAACGCACAAACUAAAGAAGAAUACAAAGACGAUGAGGCCCUGAUAUCCAAGAACUCCUCUGUCAUCAUCAGAAGAAUACCCAUCGGCGGAGUGAAGGCUACAAGCAAGACGUAUAACAUUGAUCGUUCUUCAGAACACAACCUCCCCGUUCAGAACUACCCCGUUGGAUCCUCCAAAAUUGAUGAUCAUGCUGCAACUAUAUCACUGGCCCAACUCUCAAAGACGGGGAACCUGGCGGAGGCCAACGCCUCGGAGGACGACAAGAUCAGAGCCAUGAUGUCACAGUCCAACCACGAGUACGACCCCAUACAUUAUGUGAAGAAGUUGACGGGUCCCCCUCCAGCCAACUACACCUGUUAUCGCUGUGGGAAGAACGGACACCACAUCAGGAACUGUCCUACCAACGGGGAGAAAGGGUUUGAGCCGCCCCAGAGGAUCAAGAAGAGCACCGGGAUCCCCCGGUCCUUCAUGAAGGAGGUGGACGACCCGUCUAUAAAGGGGGCCAUGCUGACCAACACCGGCCGCUACGCCGUCCCUACUAUAGACGCUGAGGCCUACGCUUUAGGUAAGAAGGAGAGGCCUCCGUUCGUCCCCAGGGACCAGUCCAGUUCCGAGGAGGACGAGGACCCGGUCCCUGAUGAGCUGCUCUGUCUGCUGUGUAAAGACCUGAUGACUGACGCUGUGGUCAUACCCUGCUGCGGCAACUCCUACUGCGACGACUGUAUCCGUACGUCUCUGCUGGAGUCAGAGGAACAUGUUUGUCCCACCUGUAGCCAAUCGAAUGUCUCCCCUGACGCCCUCAUAGCCAAUAAGUUCCUACGCCAGGCGGUAAAUAACUUUAAGAACGAGACCGGUUACACCAACCGCAUGAUGACGAGAGUAGCCCAGCCCCCCGUCGUCCCCACCCCUCCUCUCCAGCCUCAAUCCCGCCCUCAGUGCCCGCUCCAGCCUAUCAGGAGCCAGCAGGACCCUCUCAUGCCCCGCCCUCCAGCCUUAGACACGCCACCAUUGGCUCAGCAGCAGCAGCAGGUUGGCCCGCCCCUCAGAGUCGGGAACCAUAAUAACUCCUCCCACAUGGCUGCUGGCUCCUCCUAUAACUCAACGGGGCCCUCCCCCCAGCACCCAACCAAUCACAACAACACGCUUAUUAUAACAAAAGAGCCAGAGAGUGGAGGAGUUCAGUCUGUGGUGGUCUCAGCCGACCCCCUCUACCCCUCAGGUCGUGGCAGGAACCAUAGCGACCGCGCCCCUCCCUCCCAGCCUCUGCCGCCCUCCAACGUGCCACCCCCUCUCUACAACCCUCCCUCCAUUUUCUCCUCCCUCUCCCCCAUCCGCCAGGUGUCAUACCCCCCACUACCCGCCUCCCCACUUCCCCCGGGCAACAGCCCCCUCCAGCUUCUCCCUGCCCCCUCCUGGCUACACCCCCACCCCAGGAGUCACCAACCCCCCUGGGCGCCCCCAACACCCAGCCCCCCCCUCACCGGGAAGCCAAUCCCCUCUUCCUUCCUGUCCAAGGAUGAGUUCUACAGACAACAGAAGAGACUGAAGGAUAACUCCCACUGUCGCUACGGUAACCGGGAAAAGUCCAAGCUGGAUGAGUUCACGAACGACUUCGCCAAAGAGCUGCUAGAGUACAGAAAGAUCCAGAAGGAGAGGAGACGCUCUUAUUCCAGGUCCAGGUCUUCCUACAGUAGCUCAUCCUACUCCAAAUCCCGUUCCCGCUUUCGUUCAUACUCCCGUUCCUCCAGUCGUUCCAGAUCCCGUUCCAGGUCCCGUUCCAGAUCCCGUUCCAGGUCUUACUCCCGCUCCUCUCCGUUCCGCCGCCGCGGACGACCUCGCGGCUACCGCUCCCGUUGUGGCUACCGCCGAUCGCGCUCGCCGCCGCCUUUCAGGGACCGAGACGGUGCGGGACGGGGUAGAGGACGGGGACGAGGUUACCGGUCACGCUCUAAAUCACCUGGCCAAGGUGGGUACCGAACCCACACUCCUCCACCCCCAAGCUCCAGGAAACCUGUCGUCGCUGGGCCUCCACCGGAAGGUGAGAGGAAAUACCCGGGCCGGAUCCGGGAGAGGGAUCGGGAGCCGGCGGCGUACGACCGUGGUCCAGAGCACAAUGACCCGUACGAGAGGGAGAGGUACCGGGAGUGGGAGAAGGAGUACAGAGAAUGGUAGAAAUACUUCAAAAACUACAACUCCCACGACCCUCCUCCUCCCAAUAACCCCCCCUCCCUACAGGGGCCGACCCGCCUUUACCGUGAGAGGAGGCGAGGUGAAGACUAUCCCCCUCCCUCCUCAAACCCUUCCCCCAGGGGCAGGAACCAGCCAAUGACUUACCAGGAGAAGUGUGCCGAGCAGUUUGGUAAUCUGCCGGUGACCCGGUCAGCCAAUCAGGAUCCUCAGACGCCGUUGAAGGUCGCUAAGGGUGACAGAGAUCCGUCGUCGAGCGCCGCCGCGACCUCCGACCUGAAAGAGCAGAAGCACAGGAAGAGGAGGAAGACUGAGCAAGGGAAAGAGGAAGAGGAGUCCUUCAGUGCAUCGGACUCUACGGACGACGCUCGGAAAGAAGAGGAGGAGAAGAAGAAGAGAACCAGGAGUACUCCCGUUGGUUCGUCAAGCCAUGAUGACUCCACCCCCGUACGGGACGAGCCAAUAGACAGCGACUCCUCAGACUUAGUCCCCCCGGACAAAGCUGACAGGUGGACCAGGGACGUUAAGGAGAAGGAAGUGAGGCGAAAGAGUGACAAGGUGUAUAAACGCAGACCGGAUUCCAGAGCAGCGAGGAAAGACUCAUCGUCCAAGAGCUGGAAGACCGCAAGAGAUAGAGACGUAGAGACGGACCAGGACAAGACCGGUACAGCCCGGGAUAAGACCACCCCAGCCAGAACGGCCUACCAAGAGACUUCUCUAACAGAACCUUCAACACAGUUAGAACCGACCCAGACCAGUUUAAACCAGUUAGAACCCGACCCAAACCAGUUUAAACCUGUCAGAACAGACCUGGACCAUUCCAGACCAGCCAAGGAGGAGCAGAGAGGGAAGAGAGAUACAGGGGUUCGGCAGGACAGGGGCUCAGGGAGAGAGGCCAAGCCCAGGAGAGAGGCUGACAACAGGCUGGGUAGAGAGCAGGAGAGAGCCUCUGGCAAAGCUCCAGACACCAAAUCUGAGAAGAGGAGGAGGAAGGAGGAGGAGGAGGAGGAAGAGGGGAAAGAGAGGAAAACAAGAAAGGAAGAGAGGAGUAUGUCUGAUAAAGAGAUGGACGUGCCCCAAAUCAAAUCUCCCAGUGUGGAGCUCACCGACACCGUAAAAACCUGCAACCUCAAACGUGACGUAGAGAAGGAGACGGAAAGAGAGGACGAGAGAGCUUCCGUAAGGCCUCUGAUGGAGAGUGGGAUGAAAGGAGGAGAAACUCAGAGGAAGAUCAAGACCAACAGAGAAGAAGGGAGGAGGACCGCUGGGGUUGUGAGCGUGGCCGGAGGAACAGAGGCAGCCAAUCAGAGCAGCUGUAUAAAGGGGAAGCAAAGCCAAGAGGGCCCCACCAGUCCUCCAGGGGCAGUAGUCCAGUGUGGGGAGGUGGUGUCUAUAUUAACUACCAGUCCUCCAGGGGGCAGUAGUGCUGUGUGUGGUGAUGGAGCAGACGGCAGAGCAGAGCAGAGGAAGACUGUCGUUAAAACACUGGAGGAAUACACCAACAACAUCUCGACACCUGCUGACGGCCAUAUUGUACUCAUACAGGUCAGAGACACACAGUCGUUCCAGAUCCCGUUCCAGGUCCCGUUCCAGAUCCCGUUCCAGGUCUUACUCCCGCUCCUCUCCGUACUCCCGCCGCCGCGGACGACCUCGGGCUACCGCUCCCGUUCCCGUGGCUACCGCCGUCGCGCUCGCCGCCGCCUUUCAGGGACCGAGACGGUGCGGGACGGGGUAGAGGACGGGGACGAGGUUACCGGUGAGAGGAAAUACCCGGGCCGGAUCCGGGAGAGGGAUCGGGAGCCGGCGGCGUACGACCGUGGUCCAGAGCACAAUGACCCGUACGAGAGGGAGAGGUACCGGGAGUGGGAGAAGGAGUACAGAGAAUGGGGCAGGAACCAGCCAAUGACUUACCAGGAGAAGUGUGCCGAGCAGUUUGGUAAUCUGCCGGUGACCCGGUCAGCCAAUCAGGAUCCUCAGACGCCGUUGAAGGUCGCUAAGGGUGACAGAGAUCCGUCGUCGAGCGUCGCCGCGACCUCCGACCUGAAAGAGCAGAAGCACAGGAAGAGGAGGAAGACUGAGCAAGGGAAAGAGGAAGAGGAGUCCUUCAGUGCAUCGGACUCUACGGACGACGCUCGGAAAGAAGAGGAGGAGAAGAAGAAGAGAACCAGGAGUACUCCCGUUGGUUCGUCAAGCCAUGAUGACUCCACCCCGUACGUGGACGAGCCAAUAGACAGCGACUCCUCAGACUUAAACUCAUAUCCCCCUGCACCUUUAGCAUCAGCUCCCAAACGACCUCCUCCUAAACCCCACCCAGACUCAUUCAAACCGGUUAGAACUGACCCAAACCAGUUUAAACCUGUCAGAACCGACCCAGACCAGUUCAACACAGUUCAAAUCCACCCAGACUCAUUCAAACCGGUUAGAACUGACCCAAACCGGUUUAACCCUGUCAGAACCGACCCAGACCAGUUCAACACAGUUAGAACUGACCUAAACCAGUUUAAACCAGUUAGAACCGGCCCAGACCAGUUUAAACCAGUUAGAACCGACCCAGACCAGUUCAACACAGUUAGAACUGACCUAAACCAGUUUAAACCAGUUAGAACCGACCCAGACCAGUUUAAACCGUUCAGAACCGACCUAAACCAGUUCAACACAGUUAGAACCGACCCAGACCAGUUUAAACCAGUUAGAACCGACCCAAACCAGUUUAAACCUGUCAGAACAGACCUGGACCAUUCCAGACCAGCCAAGGAGGAGCAGAGAGGGAAGAGAGAUACAGGGGUUCGGCAGGACAGGGGCUCAGGGAGAGAGGCCAAGCCCAGGAGAGAGGCUGACAACAGGCUGGGUAGAGAGCAGGAGAGAGCCUCUGGCAAAGCUCCAGACACCAAAUCUGAGAAGAGGAGGAGGAAGGAGGAGGAGGAGGAGGAAGAGGGGAAACAGAGGAAAACAAGAAAGGAAGAGAGGAGUAUGUCUGAUAAAGAGAUGGACGUGCCCCAAAUCAAAUCUCCCAGUGUGGAGCUCACCGACACCGUAAAAACCUGCAACCUCAAACGUGACGUAGAGAAGGAGACGGAAAGAGAGGACGAGAGAGCUUCCGUAAGGCCUCUGAUGGAGAGUGGGAUGAAAGGAGGAGAAACUCAGAGGAAGAUCAAGACCAACAGAGAAGAAGGGAGGAGGACCGCUGGGGUUGUGAGCGUGGCCGGAGGAACAGAGGCAGCCAAUCAGAGCAGCUGUAUAAAGGGAAGCAAAGCCAAGAGGGUCCGUAAGGUCCUAGCGUCCGACGGACCAGGAACCGUAGUGGACUACACCAGCACCAGUCCUCCAGGGGGCAGUAGUGCUGUGUGUGGUGAUGGAGCAGACGGCAGAGCAGAGCAGAGGAAGACUGUCGUUAAAACACUGGAGGAAUACACCAACAACAUCUCGACACCUGCUGACGGCCAUAUUGUACUCAUACAGGUCCCUCGCUCCAAGUGGGAGAAGGAGGACUACGAAUCAGAGGAAGAGGAAGGAGGGGUCAGGGUUCAACUACUCCGCCCCUUGCUCGCCCCUCCCUCCCUUUCCCCCGGACCCCACGUCGCCGUGACAACGGAGACGGAGGCAGGGCGAUGGAAAGAGAGGGACUGUACCUUUCCCAAGCCGGAGAGAACUAUGUCCCCCUCUAGUGGCAGAGACAGAGAAGACGGCCUGCAGGAUAGGAAACAGUCCGGAGACCACAUACCUACUGAGAAAGACAGAGAGAUGGAGAGGGAGAGAGAUCGGGACCACAAAGCAACUUCUGACCGUAGACCACCGGACCCCAGAGCCAGGGAGCACAGAGACCACCUCCACCACAAACAUGAAGACAACAACGACCAGAUCUCAUCCACCGUUGGCCGUAACACCGACUCUACUGACCGUAGACCACCGGGAGACCACCGGGAGACCACCGGGGAGCUAGGCGGUGCCUCGCCCGUCUCCAAGAGCGACCAACCCCCAUCUGACCCUUCCUCUUCCUCCUCCUCCUCCACUCAGAGAUCUCAGGGAGGGUCUGAGCCCACCAGACCCAGCGAGAGCAGCCCUGGCAGGGACACGACGCAGGAUAUAUACGGCUCCAUGGAGAACCAGCCCGGGAGGGGAAAGGCUGAGGGAGAAGAGCCCAGAGCAGAGAGCUUCUCGGCGGGGAGACAGAGCCAGCAGGCCAGCCUAGGAACCCUAGAGAAGGAGACGAGUGGUGGAAAGCCCCAACAACACCCGGCCUCACUCCUACAGCCCCCAGGACUGACAACAGGGCAGGGGUGCCCCGAGCUACCUCCUUCUGACCUGGUCAGAGAGACAGAUGAGGCAGCCUUCGAACCGGACUACAGCGAGGGAGAGAUCUCAGAGGGGGAGGAGGAGGAAGGAGAGAAAAAAGUGGGCGGACAGCGAGCGGUGGAGGGAGAGCCAGCGGUGCAUGGGGGCAGCAGCAGAAGUCGUAGCAGCAGCGCCAGCUCUGUCGCUUCUACCCCGUCCCCAGACCCCCGUCCCCCAGCUUCUACCCCGUCCCCCAGCUUCUACCUCGUCCCCAGACCCCCAUCUUCUACCCCGUCCCCAGACCCCCAGCUUGUACCCCGUCCCCCAGCUUCUACCUCGUCCCCAGACCCCCAUCUUCUACCCCGUCCCCAGACCCCCAGCUUGUACCCCGUCCCCCAGCUUCUACCCCGUCCCCAGACCCCCAGCUUGUACCCCGUCCCCCAGUUUCUACCCUGUCCCCAGACCCCCAGCUUGUACCCCGUCCCCAGACCCCCAGCUUGUACCCCGUUCCCUAGCUUCUACCCCGUCCCCAGACCCCCAGCUUGUACCCCGUCCCCAGUUUCUACCCCGUCCCCAGACCCCCAGCUUGUACCCCGUAAUCUAGCUUCUACCCCGUUCCCCAUCCUCUACCCUGACCCCAUCCCCCACCUUUUAGUUGAAUGA